AAAUGACACAUAGGGAAUUAAAUAAAACAUGUCUUCCUCUAAUAUUAAACUACUCUACUGCUCAUUGUUCUUCACUCUCGGAUUUCUAUCUCCUCCGUCGACGGCGAACGCGCACAGCUGCAGCGACGGAUUCAAAUCGGCGACCAGCAAAAUCAAAAUCACGCAGCACUGCCGUAAGAAGGUCGACCUAGGCGCCGAAUUCGCCUGGAAUUUCGACAACAAAUCCAGAAAACUCGAGAUCGCUUUCGGCGCGAGGCUCGGCGACGGGGACUCGGCGGGGUGGAUAGCCUGGGGUUUGAACCCGGACGGUCCCCACAUGGUCGGGACUCGAGCGAUGAUCGGGAUCAAGCAGGCGAACGGCUCCGUCGAGUGCCACAACUACGACGUCGGCGUCGGGGCUAGGAUCGGGUGCCCGCUCCUGCCGUGGUCGGCGGAGGAGGAGGAGGGCGGCGGCGGCGGCGGGGGUGAUGAAUUAGGGUUUUUCUUCAAUGUGAGCGAGUGUAGAUUUUUUGUACUGGGGAGGAGAUUGGGUACCACGUGAUUGUGGCGAGCGUGGGGUUUCU
Erythranthe guttata (spotted monkey flower) is the source of this 563-nucleotide messenger RNA. Lineage: Eukaryota; Viridiplantae; Streptophyta; Magnoliopsida; Lamiales; Phrymaceae. The record is from RefSeq and is a predicted model, not a curated record.